AUGGCUGAGCCCCGCCAGGAGUUCACUGUGAUGGAAGAUCAUGCUGGGACAUACGGGAAAGAUCUCCCCUCUCAGGGGGGCUACACCCUGCUGCAAGACCAUGAGGGGGACGUGGAUCACGGCCUGAAAGAAUCUCCCCUGCAGACCCCCGCCGAUGAUGGAUAUGAGGAACCAGGCUCUGAAACCUCUGAUGCUAAGAGCACGCCGACGGCGGAAGACGUGACAGCGCCCUUAGUGGAUGAGGGAACCCCCGGCGAGCAGGCGGCCGCUCAGCCCCUCAUGGAGAUCCCAGAAGGAGCCACAGCUGAAGAAGCAGGCAUUGGAGACACCCCCAACCUGGAAGACCAAGCUGCUGGACAUGUGACUCAAGAGUCUGGGAGUGACAAGGCUGUCCAGGAGAGCCUCCUCGGGGAGCCAGGGCGCCGUAGAGGUGAGGCUGCCGACCCGGGCACCCCAGGUCAACCCCACCAGCAUGUGUCCUACGGCCCCAGGGAGGCCACACAGCAGCCUUCGGGGACGGAACCUGAGGACACAGAGGGAAGUCGCCACGGCUUGGAGCUGCUGGAGCACCAGCUUCUGGGGGACCUGUGCCAGGAGGGGCCGCCUCUGAAGGGGGACCAUGACAAAGAGAGGCGGGGGGGCAAGGAUUUCGACGAAGACCGCGAUGUGGAUGAGUCCUCGCCCCAGGACUCCCCUCCGUCCCAGGUCUCCCCGGGUCCGCAGAGCUCCCCAACCCGAGGCGGGGCACCCCCCGACACCGCUUCCAGAGGAGCCCCUGGCUUCCCCGGUUUUUCAGCUGAGGGUGCCAUCCGCCUCCCUGUCGAUUUCCUCUCCAACGUCUCCACAGAGAUCGAGGUGUCAGAGCCCCCCGGGCCCGGCGCAGGGCCCACGGUGGAAGGGCAGGCCACGCCCCCCGAGUUCACCUUCCACGUGGAGAUAAAAGCCAACGUGCAGAAGGAGCAGGGACAUUCAGAGGUGGAUUUGGAAGGGGCUGCCCUUCCAGGGCCCCCCGGAGAGGAGCGAGAGCCCCAGGGCCCUUCUGAGGGAGAGGACACAAAAAAGACUGACCUUCCAGAACCAUCUGAAAAGCAGCCCACAGCGGUUCUGCCAGAGAAGCCCGUCAGCCGGGUCCCUCAACUCAAAGCUCGCAUGGUCAGUAAAGGCAAAGAUGGGACUGGAACCGAUGACAAAAAAGCCAAGACAUCCACACCUUCCUCUGCUAAAACCCUGAAAAAUAGGCCUUGCCUUAGCCCCACACGCCCCACUCCUGGUAGCUCAGACCCUUUGAUCAAACCCUCCAGCCCCGCCGUGUGCCCAGAGUCAUCUUCCUCUCCUAAACACGUCUCUUCUGUCACACCCCGAACUGGCAGUUCUGGAGCAAAGGAGAUGAAAGCCAAGGGGGCUGAUGGUAAAACUGGAACGAAGAUCGCCACACCCCGGGGAGCGACCCCUUCAGGCCAGAAAGGCCAGGCCAAUGCCACCAGGAUUCCAGCGAAAACCACGCCCUCCCCCAAGACCCCACCGGGCGGUGAAUCUGGAAAAUCUGGGGAUCGCAGUGGCUACAGCAGCCCCGGCUCCCCAGGCACUCCUGGCAGCCGCUCCCGCACCCCGUCCCUGCCAACCCCACCCACCCGGGAGCCCAAGAAGGUGGCGGUGGUCCGCACCCCACCCAAGUCGCCGUCUGCAGCCAAGAGUCGCCUGCAGACCGCCCCUGUGCCCAUGCCAGACCUAAAGAACGUCAGAUCCAAGAUCGGCUCCACUGAAAACCUGAAGCACCAGCCAGGAGGUGGGAAGGUGCAGAUAAUUAAUAAGAAGCUGGAUCUUAGCAACGUCCAGUCCAAGUGUGGCUCAAAGGAUAAUAUCAAACACGUGCCAGGAGGCGGCAGUGUGCAAAUAGUGUACAAACCAGUGGAUCUGAGCAAGGUGACCUCCAAGUGCGGCUCAUUAGGCAACAUCCAUCAUAAGCCAGGAGGCGGUCAGGUGGAAGUCAAAUCUGAGAAGCUGGACUUCAAGGACAGAGUCCAGUCGAAGAUCGGGUCCCUGGACAACAUCACCCACGUCCCUGGCGGAGGGAAUAAAAAGAUCGAAACCCACAAGCUGACCUUCCGUGAGAACGCCAAAGCCAAGACCGACCACGGGGCGGAGAUCGUGUACAAGUCGCCCGUGGUGUCCGGGGACACGUCUCCGCGGCACCUGAGCAACGUGUCCUCCACGGGCAGCAUCGACAUGGUCGACUCGCCCCAGCUCGCCACGCUAGCCGACGAAGUGUCCGCCUCCCUGGCCAAGCAGGGUUUGUGAUCAGGCCCCCGGGGCGGUCAAUGAUCGUGGAGAGAAGAGAGUGUGGAAAAAAAAAGAAUAAUGAUCUGGCCCUUCUCGCCCUCUGCCCUCCCCCAGCUGCUCCUCACAGACCGGUUAAUCGGUUAAUCACUUAACCUGCUUUUGUCGCUCGGCUCUGGCUCGGGACUUCAAAAUCAGUGACGGGAAAAAGCAAAUUUCAUCUUUCCAAAUUGAUGGGUGGGCUAAUAAUAAUAAAAUAUUUUUAAAACAAUU
Canis lupus familiaris (dog) is the source of this 2550-nucleotide messenger RNA. It is a transcript of the gene MAPT, whose product is annotated as microtubule associated protein tau. Gene Ontology annotation, biological process: microtubule cytoskeleton organization; neuron projection development. Gene Ontology annotation, molecular function: microtubule binding. Gene Ontology annotation, cellular component: neuron projection. The record is from RefSeq and is marked inferred. Lineage: Eukaryota; Metazoa; Chordata; Mammalia; Carnivora; Canidae.